GUAACAUUUAAAAUAUAUGAAGUAAUUACAACCUAUAACAUUUUGCUACAUACGUGUCAUUAAUUAUCUUUCAUUUUCAAUCUGUAUUUUCAACACUCUUAACUUGAUGAUGGAUGAAAUUAAAAAUUGGGAAGAUAUAGAAAAUGAUGAAUUUUUUAAACAAUUUUCUGAUGGUGAAUCCAAAAAAGGUGAUAUCAAUCAAAUGUUAUCAGUGGCACAACAGAUAAAUAAAUUAGGACAAGCCAUUGAAAUAUUGAAUGCCGAAUUACAGAAGCAAGUAUUAGCUAAUCAUGAAGAUUUAUUGUCACAAGCAUCAUGGGUAGAAAAAUUGGAAGGUGUGCUUUCAAUAAUGCAGUUACAUGUUCAGAGCCUUUUAUCAGCUGUAGAACGUUUACGUGGAAAAAUUAUUGAUCCUUUUAAUAGAAUUGAGACUCAGACAAUUGUUCUAGCAAGGCUUCAUGAAACUUCUGAUUUGCUACGGAGAGUAGCUAGAAUGCAACAUUUAUCAAAACGUUUAUGUUCUCAAAUGACAAAUAAUAUGCAAGGUCCAGAUAUCAUAAAAGCUGCGAAUAGCCUUCAUGAACUUGAACAGUUGAUGAUGGAUACAGAUUUAAAUGGAUUAGAUGUUAUUGCUGAUGAUCAACAAGUUGUAAAAUCUCAUAGAACAACAGUACAGAGAAUAGCAACUCAUACUUUAUCUCAAGGUUUACAAACAAUGGAUAGAGCUAAAGUUAGUACAGCUGUACAGGUAUUUCAAAAUUUGAGAGUUGUAAAUGGAGCUAUAGAUAAUGUCAUAGAUUCUGCCUUAUCAGAGAUUGAAAAAAUUGCUUCAGAAUCAUUAGAUGUAACUUUAACAACAAAUCAAGACCUUGGAAAAAGAGCAGCACCUGGACGAGCUGCUAUUCCUUCUCCAGGAUCUUCUGGAAAUUUACGCACACGAAUUUGGGAAAAUCUUGAAAGACUUUUUCAAGAUACUCUUUAUACACACUGUUUACAAAUUGAACUAUUGCAAAGAAUACUAUUAGAACAUCAUGUAAAGGAAUUGGAUGAACUAUCACAGAAAUUUUGGGACAGAGUAAACACUCUGCUUUCUAAAGUAUUAAUUGAACGUGCACAAGGCUCAUCAUUUGUAAAACAAGCAUUAGAAGGUGAAUACCCAAAAUUUUUGAGAAUAUUUCUAGACUUGAGAAAACGUCUGAAGGAACGAUUACAGAGCAUUAGUAUUUACAAAAUCAAUCAUAAUGUAUUAUUACCAUUUGAAAACGCAUACUUAUCUCGCUCAGUAUCACGUCUAUUAGAUCAAGUACAUACUAUGUUUUCUGGUGAAGGAUUACCUACACAGGAUGAAAUUGAUAGUCUUAUACGCACAGUAACAAAUGAAUUAAGUGUGUCAUUGGUUGAUGAUGGCCUUUCAACAGUAGUUGCUCGUAAUGUAGGAAAAGCUAUAAGACUCUUUUGCUUAAAAUGUGAACAAGGAUUACUUGUGGGUGGAGAAGCUAGUCAAGUAAUUGAUUCUCCAACCACUGUUCAGCAAACAAAUGUGUCUCUUGCAAACCUACUUUAUUAUCUUUCUAGUCAAGUAACUCGUGUAAUAGCAAAUUUAUCUGGUCUCCCAUGUGAAGGAAAUUCAGUAAUUUCUGUAGCUCUUAAAGAAGUAGACGUAUUAACAAAAAACAUACUAUCGCCGUUGUUAGCAUCUAUUAGUGACGCAAUUGAAAGUAUUAUUUUAACCAUGCAUGAUGAUGCAGAAUUUCGAGAUCUGAGUAGCCCUAUAGGAAAAGAAAUUAAUUGCUCACUCUACAUGCGCGAAUUGCAAGGAUUUAUUUUACGUUCUGUAAAUACAUUUCUUAUGCCAUAUAAAAAUCAGGCAGUAGUUGCUGAAUGUUGUAAAUCUGUUGCUUCACGGUGCAUUGAACUUUUUGUAAGACAUGCUUGCAUAUUAAGACCAUUAACCGAUUUUGGAAGAGCCAAACUCAUUGUUGAUUUUAGUCAGAUAGAAAUAGCUGUUGCUCCAUUAUGUAGAGGAGGGCAGUUGGGAUCAUCAGAACAACAACAAUAUAGAACAUUACGAGCAUUAAAAGCACUGCUUCCACUUAGCCCGGAUGAUAUCGUCCAGAAAGUUUUAGGAGGGGAAGGGGAAUGUGGCAUACCUUCCUCUCUUGUUCUUUUACAUUUAUUUUCUACUGCACCACCUGAAUUAGUAUCUCCACAUCAGAGUACAAGUUGGUCUGUGGGUCGACUAUCUCAGUGGAUGGAUAAACAUCCAAAUGAAAGAGAUAGAUUAGCUUUCUGUAGUGGACCACUGGAACGUUAUCAGUUAACAGUCAGACAACAAAAUCUUCCAACAUUCCAUCCACUAUUUCCAUUAAUGAAAAAAUUAGCUAAUUUAAAUGAACAUUAAAAUUU
Molecule: messenger RNA, 2406 nt
Organism: Bombus huntii
Lineage: Eukaryota; Metazoa; Arthropoda; Insecta; Hymenoptera; Apidae
Gene: fws
Product: conserved oligomeric Golgi complex subunit 5
Exons: 14
Coding region: 107-2401 (764 amino acids)
Biological process (GO): intra-Golgi vesicle-mediated transport
Cellular component (GO): COG complex
Source: RefSeq, a predicted model, not a curated record